GCGAAGAUUUUUCUUUCGCGCCGACUCUCAGUUAUUUGUCGAUUUAAGCGUUGCCUUGUGAAACUAACAUUGGCCCUUUUACUCGCAGAUAAAUCGGAUUUCUUUCUGAUCCUAAACGCAUUCAAAUAGGAAACAUGUCUGGCGAUGAGGCUGCUCCUGUUGUUCCUCCUGUUGUUGAGCCAGCUGCUAUUCCGGAGGACAUGGAUCUGAUGACUGCAUUGGAGCUGACCCUUAGGAAGUCACUUGCUCACGGUGGUGUUACCAAAGGUCUUCAUGAAAGUGCUAAGCUCAUUGAGAAGCGUGUUGCCCAGCUCUGUGUUUUGGCCGAAGACUGCAACCAACCUGAUUAUGUCAAGCUUGUUAAAGCUCUGUGUGCAGAUCAUAGCAUCAAUUUGCUUACCGUUCCAAGUGCCAAGACCCUUGGUGAAUGGGCCGGUCUCUGCAAGAUCGAUUCAGAAGGCAAUGCUAGGAAAGUGGUUGGAUGUUCUUGUGUUGUAAUUAAGGAUUACGGAGAGGAAACAACUGCACUCAACAUCGUGAAGAAGCAUCUUGAAUCUCACUAAAUGCAAGAGAAAGCAUUUCAAUGUCAAAUGCAAGGAUAGAUAAAAUAUGCUUUGUUUCCCCUUGUUGUGUGUUUCUUCUUGUUUAGAGGAUUGCUCUCGGAAUUUGUUUGGAUCCAUAAGUUAUGUAAGGCUCUAGUCUUCCAAGACUCAUCACGAUUUGCAUUUUCAGAACUCUCUUUAUAAAAUUUAGCUCCUUUC
Arabidopsis arenosa is the source of this 761-nucleotide messenger RNA. The record is from the annotation of a GenBank genome assembly. Lineage: Eukaryota; Viridiplantae; Streptophyta; Magnoliopsida; Brassicales; Brassicaceae.